Molecule: messenger RNA, 1950 nt
Organism: Nematolebias whitei (Rio pearlfish)
Lineage: Eukaryota; Metazoa; Chordata; Actinopteri; Cyprinodontiformes; Rivulidae
Exons: 5
Coding region: 1-1950 (649 amino acids)
Source: RefSeq, a predicted model, not a curated record
AUGGAAAAGUGUUCUGAGGACCAGAACGAUGUUCAGAUGCCGACCAGUUCCCCCCUCGUCGAUGCUGACCCUGACCAGUCCUCACUUGCUGGGAGGUCUGACAGCAGUCGAUCACCCUCUCAGACUGGGUUGGAGAUUCUUAUUGACAGUCAAGAACAGGAAGCAGAGGAGGUCAUGGAGGACCAAACUGACAGAGCAGAAACAUUAUCGUGCCAUGUUGCUGUCACAGACCCAGUAAAAUGUGCUUUGUUUCAAAGCAGCACCUUUCAACAGGAUGUGCAGAAGGACAACCCAAAUUGUAGCAUCCAGAACAAAGAUGAUGGCGUGUACAUUGAAGGCCCUAAAAAGCUUCAGCUAGAGCAACUAAAAGGCGUGAUCUCAGACUUUUUCGGAAACAUGGUAGAACGUCAUUUCAUCCUUGAGCUGGAAAAAGCUAGCUUCCUUGACAGAAAAGAUGUGCGAGAGCGUUUAUUACAAACCAUAAAUCAAACUGGAUUGUCUUCUUUGUACACUGUGUCAGACUCUACCGUCUCUGUAACAUCCUUGUCCCAAAACUCUGCCGACCAGACGUGUAGCUUUUUAAAAUCCCAGGUGUGUUGCUUCAGCAUGCCUGUGGAGAAGGAGCAUGAGGGCAUGGUAUACUGCAGAGAGUUGAGCGAGUUCCUGCAGUCUCUGGAUUUCACCUCUGCAAAGGUGUCACAACAAGGAGGGAAUAUUGAUGUUCUAACUUUGAAAGGAAUGGAGGGUGAGAAACAGGCUGCAAUCACGCAGUUUCUCUCUACACCCAUUGAAAGGGAGACGGUCAUCUGUAUGGAGCCAGGCAUGCUGAAGUACAUCCAGAUACAUUGUCAUCAGCUGCUGGCUGACAUGGAUCAAGUGUCAAUUUUUCCACUUGAGGCUGAAGAUGCUUGUGGAUUAAAGAUCCAUGGCCAUGCAGUUGCUUGCCAAAUGGCAGAAGAGGUGUUACAAGGUGUGGUCUCCUCUAUCUGCACCCGAACCAUCAAAACAAAUGCUCCAGGAGUGGCUCGAUUUUUAGACGAAAAGGAGUGCAGGAGCAUCAUUAAUGAGAUGGAGACCAAGUUUCAGGUCUACAUCUGCCCAAUUUAUGUGCCCUGGGAGCCCCCGCCACACCAGGAUAUUUUUGAGGCCGCAUGGCACAUGAUGUCUCAGAAAAACUUCCAGAAGUUAUCUGUGGAUGGCUCUGCUCAAGAUGUGAAAUUGGAUUCAGUGCAGACAGACUGCAAUGGUACUUCAAACAGAGGACUUUUCGACGGGGCAAACAAAGCGCCCACUCCAGGCCAGCUUGAGCUGGAUGAUAUGGAUCUGUACACAGCAGAAGAACCAAAAGACCUGACAGACCAGGUAUCCGAUGGGAGAGCUGUUGACUCUUCUCAGUCCUCAGCAGGUCAGAGUGCUGCAAGUGGAUCACUUCUUUGGACUGAUGGAAUUGCAGGCAUCAGUAGUGACUUGGAAGAAGAGGCCCAGCUUUCUUUAGCUAUCCAAUAUUCUUUGGAGUCAAGCCAAUGCUUCCUGAAAGAUGACGAGGAACAGCUUAGAAAAGCUUUGGAGCUGUCUAAACAACUGAUCCUAGAUGAACACACCUCUGGUAUUACUGACAAGACCCCCUCAUUAGAUAAACAGGAGAAGAAAACUGUUGAUAUCUCUUUAGAAGACUCAUUAAAAGCUGCCAACACCAUUGAAUUAAGUGUGUUUGCGGGUUAUAGCUGUGACCUGAUUCGGGUGGACAUUGCCUUUGGUAAGAAGGUGAGUCAAAGGCAAGUGGAGGAGAAACUGGAGCACAGAACCAUAAGGCACAUGACUGAUUACCACCGUAAGUGUUUGGAGAUGAUCAAACGGAAACACGCCGUGGAGAUUGAAAUUCAGGGAACCAUUAUUGCGAUUUCUGGCUUCAAAGACUAUGUUGCCAGUGCCCUGUUGGGUACGACAUGA